Molecule: messenger RNA, 377 nt
Organism: Ilex paraguariensis (yerba mate)
Lineage: Eukaryota; Viridiplantae; Streptophyta; Magnoliopsida; Aquifoliales; Aquifoliaceae
Source: the annotation of a GenBank genome assembly
UUGGUUGGAUCAGUCGAAGAUCUGUGAGGAAAAUACCCUUCUGGAAGCAUUUUUCAGUUGAUCCAACCACAUAUGCAUUCACUGAUAUAUAUAGAGAGAGAUCGAAGCAAGAAAAGAUGAAUAUAUUCAGAUUAGCAGGGGACAUGACCCAUUUAGCCAGUGUCCUCGUUUUGCUCCUCAAGAUCCACACUAUCAAAUCAUGUUCUGGCAUUUCCUUCAAGACCGAGGAGCUCUAUGCUACUGUUUUUGCUACUCACUAUUUGGAUAUAUUUACGGAUUAUAUCUCACUCUACUAUAAUGAAGUUAGUUUUCUUAGGGAGCUCUUUCUCAAUUGUCUGGUAUAUAAGGCACCACAAGGUGGUUCGCAGAUCUUAUGA